This is a messenger RNA of [Candida] anglica, 1275 nucleotides long. NCBI's taxonomy places the organism in Eukaryota, Fungi, Ascomycota, Pichiomycetes, Serinales, Debaryomycetaceae. The record is from the annotation of a GenBank genome assembly.
AUGGAUCUCGAUAGACAGACGACUGAAGAGCUCAUGAAUGAGUACGGUAAAAUGGGAAGAGUAGAGGAAGAAGGAGGAAAGAAAAGUUGGCUAGAUGACUCGUUAUUUCCAUCUGAUUUUAUUGAGCUUGGAAGGUCUAAUCAUUUAUCUGAUAAAAAUGUAUAUGAUGAUGACGAAGCAUUCAAUAAGUUAUUCAAUCGUUCGCCUACCAAGAGACGUACGGAUCCGAUAUAUAAGUCUCAAUUCUCGAGGGAUGUGAGUCCAAUCAAGUAUAAGUCAUCAUUUGAUGACCUUAGUAUAUACAGUGAUUUCAAUAAAGAGAAUGAUACAAUUGAUAAAGAAUUAAAGAAAUAUAUUGGGAAAACUUCAGUGUUAGAAGAAGAGAAUAAAACGGAGUUGAUUAUACAGGAAACUCAUUAUCUUGUGAAUAACGUUCCCAGUAAUAUAAUGAAUAAUAAAGAAGGAGAGAAUUAUCAGAAAUUACUUGCAUCAUCAAUAAAUAAAUUGGUAAAACAAUUGGAGAUUACCAAAAUUGAAAAUAAUGAAUUGAAGAAGAAACAAGAAAAUAUUUCGAAUUUAAAAGAUCAAGUUUACAAAUUAGAAAAUAAUUUAAAAGACUUUCGUAAUACCAAUGAAAAUUUACGGAAACAAUUAAAUGAAAGAAUAAUUAAAACCAACCAGAAUGUAUCUUCAAAUAAAGAAUGUGAAUUACUUCGAAAAAAAUUAAUAAAAUAUAAGAAUUUAUAUGAUGAAAAGGUAAUUGAAGUGAAUGAAUUAAAGAAAGUUAAUAUUAAAAGUGAAAUUAAAAAUGAUGAGAAAGAAUCAUCUAAUUCAAAUUUAAAGAAAAUUAUAAUUGAGAUAUUGAAGGAGAAUGGAUUGGAUAAAAGAAACCAAACUAAUGAUUAUAAUAAUGAUAAGGAAAGUCAUAAAGAAGAAUUGCAAAAAGAUAUCGAAUUACCAAUUAAAAAUGAUAAACAAAAUGAUCAAAGUUCUAUUGAUAAAAUAUUUGAAACAAUAUCAAAGAAUCAAGAAUUACGAGCUAAAUUUACUAAAUUACUUGAGGAAAUUCCACCCAACAAGAAUUCUAUAAAAGGUGGAAAAUUAACAAAUAAUGAUAAUGACAUUGUAGUGAAAUGUUAUGUUUGUUAUCCAGACCUGAGGGAGUCCAAGAAUCAAGAAACUUGCAAGCAAUGUUCAACAAAAGAGGGAGAAGAAGUAGUCAAGGAUAGAAAUGAUACUAUGAAUAUGAUGGGAGAAUAUAAAUGGACAUUAUAG